Molecule: messenger RNA, 2045 nt
Organism: Gossypium raimondii (Peruvian cotton)
Lineage: Eukaryota; Viridiplantae; Streptophyta; Magnoliopsida; Malvales; Malvaceae
Product: adenine nucleotide transporter BT1, chloroplastic/mitochondrial
Exons: 3
Coding region: 630-1805 (391 amino acids)
Biological process (GO): transmembrane transport
Source: RefSeq, a predicted model, not a curated record
CAGUCAUGGAGAUGGAGCCAAAGAACGUUAUAAAAACUAUAAUAAUAAAAUAACGCAAUUCCCAUUACGCAGUUUCCCGUAAAAAUCAAUAUUCAAAACACAGCAAAUUACUGAAAUCUCCAUAGCUACAGAAGAGAAAGAGAGUAGAGCUCAGCUUCAAAAUCACUCCAUUUGUAUGAUAGGAAUUUUUUAAGUACAACAAAAGCAAACCCUACUAAUUAUAUUCCUUUUUUGUGUUUUGAUUUUCUAAUUUAAGGGAAAAGAAAAAGAAGGAAACCCGUGCUUGUGAGAAUCAGAUUCAUUGACCUACCCUCCUUGUUUUCUCUCCUUCUCUUUUCCCCCCUCUCUUUUCCAUUUUAAGGGUUCUAUUAUUAUUAUUAUUAUUAUUAUUAUUAUUAUUUGCAUUUGUUUCUCGUUUCUAUCGCUUCUUCUCUUUGGGUUCUACGAAAAAUUUGAUUUUCUGAAAAUAAGUUGGAAUUUUUAUGUGCGUGUUUGCUAAAAGUCGAACCUUUACUUCACAGUUAUUUUAUCUUAGAACAAUGAGAAAACGUAUUCAAUAACCCUGGAAAGGAAGACUAUUUUUUUCAAAUAAUAAUUCUCUUAAUUUUUUUCUUUUUUUUAUCCCAAUAAUGAGCAAUAAAGGAAUGGCGUUGUUUGAUGAUAAGAGAGAUAUGCUUUUCUCUAUAUGUGAUUUGGGUUCUCAAUGGAGUCUCGAGCCAAAUACUUCUUAUCCAGGUGGCUUAUUUGCUAGCGUUGGUCAAAUGGGAAUGGGAUUUGGGGUUUCACCUAACUCCCCAAAUCCGCGUAACGACGGAACCAAACCACCAUUUUCCGAUUUGUUUGUCAAGUAUUUACCGUUUCGGGUUAUAGAAUUACCGGAAGGUGAAGCGGCGUCGACUAAGAAGAAAAAGAAACUAGAGUUGAAACUGAAAAUCAAGAUUCCUAAUCCUUCAUUAAGGAGGUUAAUAAGCGGUGGCAUAGCUGGGGCGAUUUCAAGGACUUGUGUUGCGCCAUUGGAAACAAUAAGGACCCAUUUGAUGGUUGGGAGUAGUGGGAAUUCCACAACUGAGGUGUUUCAUAAUAUAUUGCAGAAUGAUGGGUGGAAAGGGUUGUUUAGGGGUAACCUUAUUAAUGUGAUUCGAGUUGCACCUAGCAAGGCCAUAGAGCUAUUUGCUUUCGAUACCGUGAAUAAGACUUUGUCACUCAAACCAGGGGAAGUAUCAAAGAUUCCGAUUCCUCCCUCGUUGGUUGCAGGGGCUUGUGCUGGAGUCAGCUCAACUUUGGUGACCUAUCCUCUCGAGUUAGUUAAGACUCGACUAACUAUUGAGAAGAAUAUGUAUGAUGGUAUACUCGAUGCUUUCUUGAAAAUACUGCAAAGGGAGGGCCCUGCUGAACUUUAUAGAGGUCUUGCUCCUAGUCUCAUUGGAGUUAUUCCGUAUGCUGCCACUAAUUAUUUUGCAUAUGAUACUCUACGGAAGGUUUACCGCAAAAUUUUUAAAGAGGAAAAAAUUGGGAACAUUGAAACUCUUUUAAUCGGAUCAUUAGCUGGUGCUAUUUCAAGUAGUGCAACGUUCCCGCUCGAGGUGGCACGUAAGCACAUGCAGGUUGGAGCUCUGCAUGGAAGACAGGUCUACAAGAAUGUGAUACAUGCACUUUCAAGCAUUCUUGAACAAGAAGGGAUUCAAGGUCUAUAUAAAGGUUUGGGUCCUAGUUGCAUGAAGUUAGUACCUGCUGCUGGGAUAUCUUUCAUGUGCUAUGAAGCAUGCAAGAGGAUACUGGUUGACGAAGAAGAAGAUGAAGCAUAGAGUCUCUGGUUAAAAGGAAUAAAGAACUCAUCUUUUUGGGAUUGAAGAAUGAGAUGGCAUACAUUUUAGGUUCAUCUUUUUAUUUUUUAUUUUUAAACAAUUUUCUCCUGUUAAAUUAUUUAUUUUUUUGUUGAGGGAUCAGUUUCAGCUAGCGGCAUUUGCAAGGUAAGAAAUGACGAUGAAAGUAAAAUUAGUUGGCAUACUGUUUUCUUUGAAGAAUGGAGAAGACUUGUUGAGCAA